AUGUUCAAAUUUGGCAAAUUCAAGAAGCUCGUUGAAGACUUCAGAUUUGCAGCAGAUUUCCUUAUAAUCUACAUUGAAGAAGCUCAUGCCUCAGGUAAAGUAAGAUUACUAUGGGUAAUUUCUACACACAUUCACACAUCCCUCUCUAUCCUCUAUCCAGUCAAGCAAAAACACUCAAGGAGGGUACAAAUCAGGGCUGUUGAGGAGCAUGGCUGAGGAGGGCAUAUCACUUGGGGAUAGUUUUAAGGGUAAGAUAGAGAGGCCUGCAAGGCCACAUUUGCCCUCACCCCUGGGCCUCAGGUGCCCCAUUACUGUCAUAGCAUAUAGACAGUAACUAAACUACUAUAGCAUAUUUUAAAUUCAGGAACAGGGAACAAGUGAUCCUCCAGAUGUUGUUGGAUUCCUACUCCCAUCAGCCAUAGCCAGCCAUGGACAAUGGUCAGGGAUGAUGGGAGCUGUAGUCCAACAAUAUUUGGAAGGUCACAGAUUUCCUGUAUGUGUUUUAAUUGUUAAUUUCUUAAAAGGGAUUAGAAGAUGCAAGAAAGUGCUUGUAUGCCUCUAAAUAUGUUAACCUUUUGGUCUCAGUAUUGAAAAUCAAAACAAAUGCUUCAAAACUAGGGUGCUUGGUUAGCCACAUCAAUUUUAAAAAUGAGGACUUAAAUACUUUGGGUGGUAUUCAACUAAGUUUCACUGAGAAUGCACCCACUGAAGUUAAUAAACAUGGCAAAGUUAGGUUCAAUAAUUUUAAUAGAUCUACUCUGAAUAAAACUUAAGUUGAAUACCACCUUUUGCCAAGUUUGCCUCAUUUAUAAAUCAGUAAAAACUGGAUUAAAAUAUAAAUUUUAUUAUCCAACUUAAUACUCCGACAUACAAUUCUACAAUUCUGAAGGUUAUUAAUAAAUGUUGCUAUGACUAGAUGCUAUAUGAUUAGCCUAAUCAUGCUGUUUGCUUUAGAUGGAUGGGCUUUUAAGAACAAUAUUGCCAUUAAAAGUCAUCAAACCCUCCAAGAUCGUAUCCAGGCUGCACAGGUCCUACUGAAAGAGAAUCCCUCAUGUCCAGUGGUUGUAGACACAAUGGAGAACCUAAGCAGUUCCAAGUAUGCAGCUCUACCAGAAAGGCUUUAUGUCCUUCAAAAAGGAAAUAUUAUCUACAAGGUAAUAAAAAUGUUAUUAGUUUGGUAGGACCCUUGCGUUCAGCACAGCAUGUGUCACAACAUGAUAGUUGGUCUGCGUAGCCUGAGUGCCUUAGAUCAUAUUAUUAAGAAAAGGUACGGAAUAAUUCCUACCCUGGUGUGAGUCAACCAAGAACCUUCUCAUGAAAGUGGAGACUACAUCCAUUUCAUUGUCUUCUUUUAGAGUUAACUUGGAAUCCGCCUUGACUUAGCAGGCCUCCUGAAUUUACCUACCUGUUUCUAAAUGUCAUUAACUUUACCAAGAUUCGAUCCUAUGAGAACUGCAACUUGAAUCUCCUUAAAGAGAAAGAGAUACAGUAGUCUACUGCAGGGGUAACCUGCGUAGUGCCUUCAAGAAAAGACUCCAGAAGUUUUACUCCAGCAGUUUUAGUCCAACAAAAUCUGGAGGGCACCCAGAUACGCUGGCAACUACAUUGUGUUUCUCUCUCGUGCUUGUAUAGUUGCAAAAUAUGCAUUACAUAUAAAUAUGUGCAAGGAAAUGUGUGAAGGAAAUCAGGUUUGGAGGGUUGCCAUUCUGAGCUGAGCAGACUAGAGAUAAAGAGGUGUUUAACCCUCUUCCAUCUUAAGGUUUCCAAACCUAGUUCCUUUCCCCCUUGCCCUGUGGGAUUCCAUGUACUUGUCGAACAAGCACCUGGGACCUUGUGGGAGAAAAAGCAGUUUGGGAGUGACUUGAACCUGAAGGAAAUGCUGCAGGAGCGCGAUGUGUUUGUUUAUCUGUUCAGAACAACAGCCGUCCAAAUCUGCUUUUUUUAACAAAAAAACACAGCAUGCAUUUAUUUAGUUCCUUGAAUUUAUUUCUCACCCUUUCUCCCAGUGUAAUCACUUGUGUAAUUUUGCCUCUCAUCUCACAUGAGAUGGAAAACAAUAACUUAGUUGGGAGAUACAGUAUUUGUAUAAUUGCAAACCAUUUUGAAUUCUAUUUUUGACAUCUAAUUGUUAAAUAAUUAGCUGGUGCCAAAUAUUGUCUCACUAAAUACUUUUCAUGAAGAUGAGGAAUAUCUGUAAUUAAUUGCAUCACUUUUGUACAACCUGCAUCCUCCUCCCUAGAAAUUGCUCAUAAUGGUAUUUCUUUUACAGGGUGGAGUGGGACCCUGGAAUUAUCACCCAGAAGAAGUACGUGAAGUCUUGGAAAAACUGCUUUAG
Molecule: messenger RNA, 2335 nt
Organism: Podarcis lilfordi (Lilford's wall lizard)
Lineage: Eukaryota; Metazoa; Chordata; Lepidosauria; Squamata; Lacertidae
Source: the annotation of a GenBank genome assembly